CAUCGCACCCGGAAGUAAAGCGGCUCCGCGACGGAGCAGCGGUGCGCGCGGUAGGGCCUGGAAUAUCCCGCUUUCUUUGCAGGAAACCACCGCAUCAGAUCUGCUCUGCAGGCUGCAGCCACUGGCACGGCUGACCAUGGCCCUUUCUGCGGAGACCGAGUCGCACAUCUAUCGAGCUCUGCGCACUGCUUCUGGGGCUGCCGCCCACCUUGUGGCCCUGGGCUUUACCAUCUUUGUGGCUGUGCUUGCCAGGCCUGGCUCCAGCCUGUUCUCCUGGCACCCGGUACUUAUGUCUCUGGCUUUCUCCUUCCUGAUGACCGAGGCAUUACUGGUGUUCUCUCCUGAGAGUUCGCUGCUGCGCUCCCUCUCACGGAAGGGCCGAGCACGCUGCCACUGGGUGCUGCAGCUGCUGGCUCUGUUGUGUGCACUGCUGGGCCUCAGCCUCGUCAUCCUCCACAAAGAACAGCUUGGCAAAGCCCACCUGGCCACGCGGCAUGGUCAGGCAGGGCUGCUGGCUGUACUGUGGGCAGGGCUGCAGUGCUCAGGUGGGGUGGGGCUGCUGUAUCCCAAGCUGCUGCCCCGAUGGCCCCUGGCAAAGCUCAAGCUAUACCAUGCUACUUCUGGGCUCGUGGGCUACCUGCUGGGUAGUGCCAGCCUCUUGUUGGGCAUGUGCUCACUCUGGUUCACUGCCUCUGUCACCGGUGCAGCCUGGUAUCUAGCUGUACUAUGCCCUGUCCUCACCAGCUUGGUCAUUAUGAACCAGGUAAGCAAUGCCUACCUAUACCGCAAGAGGAUCCAACCAUGAGCUCUUCCCAGCCUAGGGGAAGCCUGGAUUUGUCCCUCCAUGUAGGAGUUGGGACUAGGUACUUCUUGAACUCUCUCAGGUCAGGGGGACACCUCAGGCACUGGGACAGUUGGGCAGUUGGAGGCCCGUGUGUAAAUUCCUGCUCCUCAUGUUGGAGUGCCUUCCAUUUCCUUCCCCUCUCUUCAUCAUCCCAGAGGAACAUAGGCAUCAUGUGUCUGGAUGAAGCUGGGGCUGUAGGACUGCUUCCCCUGCAAGGCAGCUCAUACUUGUACUGUAUGUCCAGAAAUUUCAGGAGAGGAAAAAGUAAAAAAUU
This is a messenger RNA of Saimiri boliviensis boliviensis (Bolivian squirrel monkey), 1118 nucleotides long. RefSeq names its product cytochrome b561 family member D2 (gene CYB561D2). Lineage: Eukaryota; Metazoa; Chordata; Mammalia; Primates; Cebidae. The record is from RefSeq and is a predicted model, not a curated record. Gene Ontology annotation, molecular function: transmembrane monodehydroascorbate reductase activity. Gene Ontology annotation, cellular component: endoplasmic reticulum.